Pelobates cultripes (western spadefoot toad) is the source of this 24712-nucleotide messenger RNA. NCBI's taxonomy places the organism in Eukaryota, Metazoa, Chordata, Amphibia, Anura, Pelobatidae. The record is from the annotation of a GenBank genome assembly.
GGGUGAGGCGCUGUGUUUGCAGGUAUCUCGCGGGCCGUGCUGUUUGGAACUCAACGCUCUCACAGCCAUCGCCAUGGAACGCCGUCAGCUCCAGCCCUGCGUCACCGCCAACGUCACGGCGCACGCGACGUCAUUCGUCACGACGCCUCGGCUGGGCAUGGCGGCAUCCUCUUCCUGGUAACGGUAACGGGGAGCUGGGAGACCGGCGGCCUUCCGGAUGGCGGACUUUGAUGAGAUUUACGAGGAGGAGGAAGAGGACGAAGAGCGGGCGCUGGAGGAGCAGCUCCUCAAGUACUCCCCGGACCCGGUGGUGGUGAGGGGAUGCGGGCACGUCACAGUGUAAGCUCACGGUGCGGGCUCCGGGGGGGAGCUCUGUGAUGGAGCUCUGUGAGGGGGGACCGGAUCCAUAGAGGAGGGGAGCUCUGUGAGAGGGACCGGAUCCAUAGAGGAGGGGAGCUCUGUGAUGGAGCUCUGUGAGGGGGGACCGGAUCCAUAGAGGAGGGGAGCUCUGUGAGGGGGGACCGGAUCCAUAGAGGAGGGGAGCUCUGUGAGGGGGACCGGAUCCAUAGAGGAGGGGAGCUUCCAGGAGGAGGACCGGACCCAUAGAGGAGGGGAGCUCUGUGAGGAGGACCGGAUCCAUGGAGGAGGAGCCCUUAGGGGACCGGAUCCAUAGAGGAGGGGAGCUCUGUGAGGGAGGACCGGAUCCAUAGAGGAGGGGAGCUCUGUGAGGGAGGACCGGAUCCAUAGAGGAGGGGAGCUCUGUGAGGGAGGACGGGAUCCAUAGAGGAGGGGAGCUCUGUGAGGGGGACCGGAUCCAUAGAGGAGGGGAGCUCUGUGAGGGGGACCUGAUCCAUAGAGGAGGGGAGCUCUGUGACAGGGACCGGAUCCAUAGAGGAGGGGAGCUCUAUGAGGGGGACCGGAUCCAUAGAGGAGGGGAGCUCUGUGAGGGGGACCGGAUCCAUAGAGGAGGGGAGCUCUGUGAGGGGGACCGGAUCCAUAGAGGAGGGGAGCUCUGUGAGGGGGACCGGAUCCAUAGAGGAGGGGAGCUCUGUGAGGGGGACCGGAUCCAUAGAGGAGGGGAGCUCUGUGAGGGGGACCUGAUCCAUAGAGGAGGGGAGCUCUGUGAGGGGGACCGGAUCCAUAGAGGAGGGGAGCUCUGUGAGGGGGACCGGAUCCAUAGAGGAGGGGAGCUCUGUGAGGGGGACCGGAUCCAUAGAGGAGGGGAGCUCUGUGACAGGGACCGGAUCCAUAGAGGAGGGGAGCUCUGUGAGGGGGACCGGAUCCAUAGAGGAGGGGAGCUCUGUGAGGGGGACCGGAUCCAUAGAGGAGGGGAGCUCUGUGAGAGGGACCGGAUCCAUAGAGGAGGGGAGCUCUGUGAGAGGGACCGGAUCCAUAGAGGAGGGGAGCUCUGUGAGGGGGACCGGAUCCAUAGAGGAGGGGAGCUCUGUGAGGGGGGACAGGAUCCAUAGAGGAGGGGAGCUCUGUGAGGGGGACUGGAUCCAUAGAGGGGAGCUCUGUGAGGGAAGACAGCAACCAGGAAGCGACCAAGUAAACCGUGUGUCUCGGGGAGACAAUAUGGGGUUCAGAACUGCAACUCCCUGGAUACUUUGCCAGGCUACAGGUUAACAGAGCAUUGUGGGAGUUGAUGUUUAUCAUAAGUGAGGGUCUCUUUCUGUCCUACAGCUGUCUCAAGUUGAGGAUCUCUCGGUCUGUGUCAUACCUGUCUAGGGCUGGACCUCUCUUUAUCUAGUGUAUAUAUAUCUUUACAUGAGGAUCUCUCUGUCUGUCAUACCUGUCUAGGUCUGGACCUCUCUUUAUCUGCUUUAUAUGAGGAUCUCUCUGUCUGGUACUUGGCGUUAGAUUAGGAUCUCUCUCUGCCUGUCCUUAGACAUUAAUCUCUCAUUUGCUGUCUGUUCUAUUUGUCUUUAACAAUGGAUUUCUCUCAAUCUGUCUUAUAGAAGAGCUCUUUAGUAUGGGGGGAGGGGUGCUUUGAACACAGUAACUGUUACAGUUAUGGUUCAAAGUGUUUUUAGAUGCUGACUGGACCUCCAUGUCACUCUGUUCAAAGGAACACUCGAAGCACUAUAAUUGUACCAUCCUCUGUAGUGUGUAAUAUGCCAGGUAUUAUGCCUCUUCCCAUUUAUCUGAAUGCUGCUGCAUGGAGCUUCUUCUUAGCACCUCUGAGCUAAGCCUAUUUCUUAGAGCAUCAGCUAAGCGCUGUCAGCCAGUGAACUAAUGUCUACUCAAGAGCUUGUGGAGACAACUGUUCUAAUACAGCAUAACUUCUUACCCUGGAAGGGUGCCAGGGCAUCCUGGCAGCAUAAUCGCUGCAAGGGGCUGUAGUGUUUGAGGCAUACUUUUAUCUCUUAUGCCAAUUUGUUAGGCACGUUUUUGAUGACUGUCUUGGUACAUCUUCCUUUAUGUAGGGUUAAAAUGAUAUACUUAUAGGUUAUAAUCCUAUACAACAUUACAUUUUUUUUUAAUACACUGUGCCAGCUUGGAAUAUAUAGCCGACAAUUUUUCACAAUUUAUUUUUAUUUUUCUGCUAUGUCAUCAGCAUAGCAGCAAAGGCUGCGGAAUAAAGUCUGCUAUCACAUGUACAAAGUAUCCUGCAAUUUGUAGUAUACUCCUAUCUCUUAGGAAUUGUUAGAUGCUGACAAGUCAUUUAAGAACAGGCUGUCUGUGUAUGCUGAGUUUGGUACUUACUGUGAGGCAGAGGCCAGUCCAGGAACACCGUGAUUGGGGGGGAAAAAGGGCUAAGGAGGCAUGCUUAUUCUACUGAAAACAGUAAGAUAUUUUUAUUUAUUUAUUUUGAGGUCAUAACCUUUAAAGGGUAAGGAACAAAAACAAUUUAGUAAAUAUACCCUCAGAGAAAAUGUGCAUAUAAUUUGGUUUGCAUGUUUUCUUUGGAGAUCUAUGGAAUGUGCCUUGUAAUAGCUGCAAGAUGUCCAAUAUGUAUGGCACCUCAUGUGUGAGAAUAGUGACAAAAGCUCCUGGCAGAUGAAGUCUCCAGGAGCCAAAGAAUGAUGGUGUCUAGGAGGGAACAGAAAUGUCUCUGUCCUCUUUCCCGCUCUGGUCCCCACCACCAUUCAAGUAGUUGUUACCUUGUAAGACUUGGCAAAAAAACACAAAGACUCCACAAGUGCCGGUGCCAUUUUGAAAUUGGAUUUUGCCACUUGAUUAAUGAUAAAAUGUCGGUUUGGCCAGACAUUUGUAUAUAUUUCUAAGAACUAAAUAUAUUUGAAAGCUGCAGGGGACGGUUGUAAAUAGGUGUGCCCUAUUUAUUUAUACUUUCAUUUAAGUAUGCGUUGGCCCAGAAAUGAUUGGGAACCAAUUCUGUAGAGCACAACAUGAAGAUUGACUAAUUUCUCCCCCCUUUGCAUCUCUACUGUAUUACUGAUUGAGAGAGCCAGGAUGUGAUUUCAUAGCCUGUCAUUCUCAGUUUGAAGUAGUGUAGGGAAGUGAACUUUGUGUCAAUGAUUUCCUAUUCUCCCCAUAAGACUGUCAGAUAUUGUUGAUGGUGCUAGCAUGUCUAGAGUUCUGAGGCUACCUGUGUAUUAGUUUUUAAGAUAUCUUUUAGUUUGCAAAAUAAAACUCUUAACUCCAUAAAGCAUUUUACACAUUUAUUCCUGUAUUUAACCUUAUACAUAACUUUAUAAAUUAUUUAUUUCAAUUGGGUAAUAUCAGUGAGCAUCAUAUUAUUAUAAAACCUACGAACUUUUCUGUCAAGCCCUACAAGCUGAAACAGUACUUCUGUCCUUGUUUUCUCACUUUCCUUUUGUACUCUCUUGUAUUUAACUCACGUUUUUGUUUAUUUGGCUCCAAAUCUGUUUAGCUGUUGAUGUCUUUACAUCACAGCUCACUUGAGGCAGUCCUGUCAAUUCAAAAUUAAAUUCAGCAUAAACAAUCUGUCAACUAAAAUAGAUUAAUCUGAACGUCUACAAAACAAUAAAGUCCAUUUUACGUGCAGUGUAGUUAACCAUCACACCAUGCUUCUGUGAGUUAAUAUUUUGUCAAUUUCUCCAGCAAGUGUGUAGGUUACUUGUAUAUCUACCUAAAGAUGAACUUGUCAACCACACAAUUUGGGGAUAAGAGGUUUACUUUUAAUAGACUACCGGUAAUUGUUAAUUGACUAGAUCGUGAUCUCCCUAUAUUAAAUAGCACUAGUGUGCCUUCUAAGCGUCUCUUUUUGUGACAGGUUACAGUUUAUGUAGAACCUAUGCUAGAAAGCUUUUGUGUGGUGUCUGUCUUCCUUUCAGAAAAGUCCAAAAGCUUAAUAUUUGUAAACCCUUUCAAACUGUUAUUUUUAAAGUGCUCAUAUAUUACUAUUUCUCAUAUUGACUAAAGUUGUUUACAAACAUUUGAACUCUCAUAGACCAUGCUUAGCUCAGCAGUUCCGUUCUACUUGAUUCCUUGCCUCUGUGUGGCUUGACAUACCACAUGAACUUGUUAACCAUGGUUCCUUAAAGGUGCCUACUUUGUAGCAUUGAUUAAUGUUAAAACUCUUUAAAAUUAGAUAAGUGGUCUUUUCUUUAAAUUUGUGUCGACCCCUGCCUUAGUUUCUACCCGUCUUGAAGUAUUUUGUUUUACCUGAGUGGUAGUUGGGUGAGUUUCUCCUUUGUUAAUAGACCCCAUGGAGGGCAGUAAGUCCUUAACAAACCAGAGCGCUUUGAAAGUCUAAUCCUGGGGAGGAGUGAGAACAGGAUAUGUGAAUCUGUGCAUCUCCAUCAUGAAAUGACCUACACACUCAGUUAUUGUAGAAAUCUCACAAAGCUGCCUCUAUGCCCAGCAAUUUUACUAGACUAUUCUAAAGCUAUAUAAAACCCACCAUGUAUCUUGGCAUGUGUGGAAUCAAGGUCCGUAUACAAACACAAUUGUAACUCAAUCAUUUUAUAUUUUAACUUAUAUAAGAUUUUCCGUUGGGACUUGUAUAUGGAUUCUUGUAUGAUUGCAGUUUUUGAGUGUGCCUAAUUUAUUCCUUCAGUCAUAAAAUAGCCUUGCUACUCCUAUGGGGUUCUUUGUUUACUAGUUCAGCUGUUUACAACAAGUACAGAAUCUGAUCGAGGAGAUGUUGGAAAUGGCAAAGCCUACAUGUAUCUAUCUAGCCGCCGCGUAUCUUUGUGUAGUAUGCUAUAGUCGCUUCUAAACUAGAAUGUGUGACUUUUACAACACAGUUCUUGGAGAAAGAAGGUAAUGAAUGUUACAAGGAAACAUGAGAAGAAAAAAAAAUUUAAAAAAUAUUUGCAUAUUCCAAUGAAGUAACUAAAACACUGAUCAGCUACAAUGUUGUAAAUACGGUGUAAAAGGAUGAGCUAUUGGUAUUUACUGUCUGAUAUAAAAUGCAGAAUUACUAGAACAAUAAAAAUAACAAAUGUUUUUUUACUGUUCAUUUAAAUCUUAGUUAUACUAAUGAGUGUAUGCAAUAGUUUCUUUCAAAUAUCUUUUUUCAUAAGCCUUUUUGUAUUAUGUCAUGACCUCAUUUAGAAUAUUAUAUUCCAAAGACAUUGCUAACUAUAUAGAAAGAUGAAUAUUUUGCAACCCCAUACAAAGGAUAUAUAGUUAAAAUAAAUAAUCCUUGAAUAUGCACUCCAAAUAUGAAAACCAAUAUUUAUUCAUGUUAUAUUUUUUGGCCUUCAUAAUUAACUAUAUAUUGAAUUGUAUCAUUUAGCAUUUUUUACUAUUUCUUCAUUGUCCCACUCCCACAGUUUUAAAAUACUGCUUGCUAGCUACUGUACAUAUGUAGGAGAUAUCACAGAGCUCACUCUGUUCUUUCUAACCUGCACUUGUUCUGCAAUAAGUUAAGUUACCAGGAGCACAUCAAAUGUUUGUGGUAGUUUUUAGUUACUAAAAAAUUAACCACUUUCAUAUGUAGGAACUAGAUAACUGAACUAAAAGUUACAAAACCCCUGCUCUUAGCUUAAUGGAAGCUAUGCACAGUGCAUUCAGUUUGGCAUUGAAGAAUUGUAGUUAAGUGAAACAGAACCUAUUUAUUUGUCAGCUUUCCUAUCUUUGCACAGAGUGACAUCUGUGACUCCAUGCUUAUACUCCACUAGCAGAUGCAAAGUAUUAUUUUUUUUGAGAACAUAACUUGGUGUUCCUGGACUUUAGACAACUAGUGCCAGAUCUUUACUUUAAUCCUUGCAGAACUGGCAGAACUGGGUUAAACAUGUCCAACAGGUCAUACUUCAUAAACCAGAAUAAGAGGCUUCUUAUUGGCUAUGCUGUUUCCUGGAAUGGGCCAAGCUAAAUGACGAUAUUGUGAUGUCAGAGGGUUUGCAUAAAAAGCAGGGGGUGUAAUUUUUAUAUACAUAUUAUUAAUGAUUUAUCUUUGUUAUACAUUAAACGUGGUUCUCUUCCACGUUCUGUAUCAAAUGGUAUAGUACUAUAUGGUAUUUAUAUUUGCAAUUUCUUCCACUUGUAGAUUUGGGCUUAGCAACAAAUUUGAAGCAGAGUUUCCAUCAUCUUUAACCGGCAAGGUAUGUGUGCGCAUGUUGUACAUAAAGUAAUAUCAUUAUCUAAAGAUAUUGUCUACAGUAACUUAAAUGUUCACUCCAACUACGCAGGUAGCACCGGAGGAGUUUAAAUCCAGCAUUAAUCGGGUGAACAGUUGUCUCAAGAAGAACCUUCCGAUUAAUGUCCGCUGGUUGCUUUGUGGGUGUCUUUGCUGCUGCUGUACCUUGGGCUGUAGCAUGUGGCCAGUAGUUUGUCUCAGUAAAAGAGUAAGUUAUGUUGGUUAUUUUUCCCCCUCCUUCUGUUGAAUUGUUUCCAUAUUUGACAGAUUUGUGGUUACAUAUAUUAAAAUAUUCAUGUUGCCAUAUCCUAUGAAACCUCAUUCUACUAAUCCCCCCCCUUCCUUUCUCUGUGGAGGAUUUGUGAUUGGGUGUAAGUUUUUUUUUUUAUUUUUAUUUUUUUAUUUACCUAAAUAACAUAACACUAUAGUGUUCCUUUAAACUAGAGAGUUUAUAAUUGAUGUUUUGAUCCAAACAUUUUCUGCCUGUCAGCCUUGGAUGGCCGACAUUGAAUGGUGAAUGUCAACCUCUCUCAAGUCUACAAAUGCACAGAGAAUUUAUGAAAUCCUCUAGCAAGAAUGCACAGGACAAAUGAAUGAAAGCAAAGUGUACUGCAGUAGCUAAUUUAUAUAUUUUAGAAACCUGUUGAAUUUUAGGGACACACAUGCAUAUGUAGUAUGUGUAAUUAUUUCCACUAUUGUAAGUUUAAAAGCCGUGAAAAAAUGGUUAAGCAUGCUUCUUUCAUGUAUCGUUUUUAGUUUAAAAAAAGAAAAAUAUAGUGUCAUAAUGUUUAACCUAAAAUAAAUACCAUUCAUAUAAGUGAUAUGUAAUUUUCAUUGUAGAGUUUAAAAUGUGAGUUUUUUUGUUUGUGAUUUUUCCCACAUCAGUUUGCAUAACAUGCAAUGCAUUAUGGAGUUAGAAUUGAGAAAAUCUUGAUUGACAGGUAUGCUCCUGAAUUGGUUCUUGCAGCACACAUAAUCUCUCCUGCCCUUGCUCCCACGCUGGGCACAUUGUGGUGGAACAGCCUCUCAUUAUUGAAAGACGUACAUACUUUCAAUGUGCAGACAGGUUCCCUAAACAAGCUAACUUACUGAAAAUGGUUUCACUAAUUUUUAUAAACUCUCCCAUCCUCCCCACUUUCUCAUUUCUCAUUCUGGUUCUUUGACAGAUCAUGCAUCUUUUAAACUAUGAGUUUUGGCUAAACAGGAAACUGAACAACUCUUCAAUUGUGUACUGACUCGUGACUCUUAUCAAGCCUUCUAGUGAUUGGUUGAAGGUGACUUUCCAAUGGCCAUGACUUAUAGUGUAGAAGAUUUGCACUAAUAGAAGAUCUCAAGUUUUUUCUGGCUCUCAGGCAUUUGUUUUUUGAAACAAUUCCCCACUCUUUUAUGCUUAGUUGAGUUGUGGCCAAAAGUUGCAUAAUUCACAUUAUCUUUUGGUAAACUUUAAAUCUAUGUAUUUGAACAGCAUACAUUCUAUUUGGAAGCUUAGUAGGGUUACAGGAAAAAAAGUACACUUUUGUAAAUGUGUUUUUUUGUUUUUAGGAUACGGUACAUUAAAAAUACUCAAAUACUGCUUAUUUUAUGUAAACGUAAAUGUGUUUGUUUUUAAAAGCGUACUCAUCCAAAACCACUGCAUUAUCUUGAAGUUGUAUUUUGUGCAAAGGUGAUGCCCCCUUUCUCUGGCAGUGUAAAGCAUUGCUAUUUCUGAGAAACCACAAUGUAUGUAUUUUCAGUUUGUCUGAGAACACACAAAUUAGUUGCUGUUUUUGCUACCUCAGACUCACUCAGACCCCGCACUUAGAGGACUGGGCUUCCACAACAGACAGCAUCAUGGGAUCUCUCUCCAAUAGCAGUUCCACUACAGUCUGCUACGCUCAUACACAUUUCUAGCACACAAGUCUAGCUGUUCCUUCUACAGGCACAUAACUUCCAUGUCAUUCACCGAAACGUACAUUCAGAUAUAGUCAUACACAGUUGCCAAUGUAGGUAUUUUCCCUCUUCUUCUCACUGGUGCCAGAAGAGAUGUGAGAUGUGCUCAGCCACGGUAGAAGAAUAUAUAUUGUUAUAUUGUUGAUCUCUGGUGCUGGUGAGAACUGGAGCAGAGACAGCUUUCCCCUUUCCAGCUGGCAAUGUCCGCCUUGAUACAGCGCGUGAGUGGGAAGGAACCAGUAGUGCUGUACUAUAGCGUUACUCAAUGAAAAACUGAAUCCCUGGGCACUUCAGGGAUCAGCUACAGGACCUUCAAUCUCUGCUUCCUCAUCUUCAGUAGUGGUGGGCAGCAAUGCAGAGGUAAGGGAGAAUUAUUGUCUAGUGUGCAUGCAUGGGCAGCUGGUCAGCUGUUUGUACUACACAUCCUAAAUCCAUUGGUUUUUUGAAUAUCCAGAUAUUCAUGCCUCUAACAUCCCUUUUUUUUAUCUGCACGUGCAGACCUGUAGGAAUUUAGAAUUUAUUCAAAGUAACCCUAUGAUAGCCUGGUUAUACUGUGUAUUAAGAUUUCUUGGCUCAGGCCGACCCAUCUGAUUAUUUUAUUGACGUGACCAGGAAGCCCCAAAUAAUCUUACCGCACUCAUAGCAAUGAUUCCUUCUGUAGUCACACACUGUUAUACUCAUAUUGUGCAGUUUUCAUACAUUACAUAACUUAGGGAAAUGUCUCACUGAUCACAAUACCUGUUAUGCGAUAACAGAGAUCCCAGCUUCAAAAAAUAUAGAGCAGUGAAAUUGAUUAAAACAAAUCCUAGGCACAUACUACUGAAAUAAGUGUAAAAUAACAAAAAAUCUUUAGUCUCAACAUCUUUAUGGUUUACUGGCUGAUAUUUGAAGAAUUAUGCAAAAUACUUGCAUUAACAAUCGGUGAUAUUCAGGUGUAUGUACAGCUGUGCUAAAAUUAUGGUGAAUUGAUUCGCACUGGAAGUAGAAUAACUUUGAAACAGGAACAUAAAGCACUUAUUGGUGUACGUUUGGGAAGAUAUAAGCUCCCCUGUAUGUUGGCCCGUGUGUGUGUGUCUUGCUCCAGCUAAACUUUGAAAGGCACAGCUAGGAGAACAUAAUUCAUUAUAAGUGAAAUCAGAAGUGUUUAUGAUCUGGCUCAAUCACGCUUUAAAUAAAAAUUUGAAUAAUGUCCUAAAAUAAUAGCAGGAUGUACAGAAAUGACCUCUAACCUAUUCUUGGGUGAAUGUAACAUUUACCCUCUGGAAUUCGUAUGAAUAAUCAUUUUUAUGCUGAGAACUGACUGUUUAACGGGAAGAACACUUCUUUUCCUGGCAUUCAGCAAAGGAAAACCAUGGUCAGUGCUGACGGGCAAAAGCAAUCACUGUUUUUCAAACCUGUAAUGUGGUUGACAGUGUUUUGUAUAUGGACUCUCUGGCUAAUGCUCUAAGUGUAACUGUGUGGAUGUUUAUUUAGAAAUGGUCCAAUUUCUGCUGAAAGGUAUUGUGUUAAAGGACCACUAUAGUGCCUGGCUCUGGAAGGGGGUUUAAACUUACCUUUUUCCAGCGCUGGGCGGGGAGCUCUUCUCCUCCCCGUCGGCUGAAUGCGCACGCGCGGCAAGAGCUGCGCGCGCAUUCAGCCGGUCACAUAGGAAAGCAUUCAUAAUGCUUUCCUAUGGACGCUGGCGUGCUCUCACUGUGAAAAUCACAGUGAGAAGCAUGCAAGCGCCUCUAGUGGCUGUCAGUUAGACAGCCACUAGAGGAAAUAGGGGAAGGCUUAACCCAUUCAUAAACAUAUGUUUAUGAAAGAAUGGGUUAACCCUAGCUGGACCUGGCACCCAGACCACUUCAUUAAGCUGAAGUGGUCUGGGUGCCUAGAGUGGUCCUUUAAGGAUAAGGGGGAAAAAUUAAAUAAAUACAUUUUAGGGAUUUUUUUGGUCGGGUUAGAUUUGGUCAUGUAUCUCUUAUGUGUUUUAGUUAUAGGCUGCAUGCUCUGAGAAUAUUUUGUUUAUGGAAAAAUAAUUGAAUAUGUACUAUGCCUGUCCUUGGCCUAUAAUUAAAUACAACAUUUUCUACAUGUGUAAUAUUUCAGAAAUUAAGUCGCAAUGCAUUUUGGAGUGUUUGUCUGCAAGUGCUUAUCUUAAGCACAAAAUUAUUAAGCAACGUAGUUUGAUUUUGAGUGUAAAAAUACACUGCAAUCAAAUAUUUAAAUGUCCAAAUUUCUCCUUACUAUAGACAAGUGAAAAUUUAACACGUUCAUUAGAACAUUUUUUUAUUAAUUCCCCCCUGUCCUUCCUUCAUCUAUCAUCAUACUAUAUGAUGCAGGUUAUUGAACACACAUUGUUGGCCACACUCCCACUAUUGCAACCAGAGAAGGAAGCAAACCAUUUCAGGUGGCCUGCGCUAGGAAUCAAUUGCAGUGUGAGGUCCAGUGAGUUUGGGGCUUAGAAUCUGAACCUUGGAGAUUAAGUUGAUUUGGAAUGGCAAGUAAGUGAGCUAACCAGUGUGGUGGUGAAUAGCAAUUAGAGCUAUCAUGUCAUAGAAAGGUGGUGGAUGCUUUUAAUGUAAUCAACAUUGUAUGGGGCUAAAUUAUAGUAUUGCCAUUAGACGAUUGAAUCACAGGGCAUGCCCAACACCAUCAUAACCAAUUUACUUGAUUGCUUUGCCUUUUGGAGGAUUUUUUUCCCCAUCUAAAAAGUUGCAUGUGUUGCUAAGUAUAGCUGCAAGAAUCAACUUUUAUAUGUAGUUAGAACUGUGCAAUUAUUAUUGGUCAGUUAGACUGUUAAAGCCUGGUUUCUUUUGACUUCAAACAAUCCUUCUGACACUUUCUCUUCUAGUGUAAAAGUGUAUCAAGGACAGUAGCCUGUUUAAUAGGUCAAGUGUAAUAGAAUCCGUCAAUUUCCGAGCUUGAGAGAGGAUUGUUAACGGAGCUUUGGGAAUACUUUAAAUGGCUAGGUCCUUUGAAGGUCUAUGUAAAAAGGCUGUAUUUGGAAUGCUAUGCAUUGCAUAGAUCAGUAUUUAAAACAAGUGUUCUUUCAAUUUAACUACUUUUCUAAUAUAUAAUUACCCAUGGUGUGCAACUUUUAGUUAGCUUAUGGUAUCGUUAAACAAUAUUUUUUUUUUGUGAUAGGUUCUUACAGAUCUCUCAUGUGCUAGGAAUUGAAAAUGAUGGCCCAAGUUGUGGUUUUAUUUAAUUCUGAAUAGAUUUAUGCUAUAUAUAUAAAUUCUUUCUGUUUUAUAUUCGUCCUACAUAUGAUGUUGUACUGGAUUCAAUGCUUAUUCACGAGAAGCAUAUCUUGCAGAGCACAACAGUACUUGCUCUAUAGCCCCCAUUGCAUUGUAUUGGCCCAGAGUUCAUCAGUAUUGAUCUCCCAGGGACAGAGUAGACUUCAGAAGUGGAGAUGGUCUUGACGCUGGAUUAGAGGCAAGUCUGCUUUUUUAAAAAAUUAAGUACAGGGGGUUUUACAUUCAAAAUUAAACCAAGGAACCCUUUGUUAUACAUUUUUAGUGGGGUAGUGUUCUUUUAAACAUUUUCAAAACAUUUUGUUAGAAUGGCACAUAAAAUACUAAAGAUAGAAAUAUAAAUGUAAACAAAAUAGGUUAUUUAUGAAGAAAUAUUAGUAAUCCACAAUAUGCAAGAUAUGUACUACACUUGUGCAAAAUUCUGUUUGGAGCAGUUUGUCUGAAUUUUAUUAUUUUAUAUAUUUAAUUCCAACAUCAUUAGAAGAUAAUGUGCUAUUUAACGUAUUGCGUGUUUUUCUCAAUCGUUUGCGGAAUCUAAGAUUUAUCCAUCCCUGAUAAACGUCUAUACUUUACUUUUUAAGAACUGUAAAUUCUGUAGUUUGCGAUUAGUUUUGUUUUUUGUUCCUCUUAUGUUGUGUCCCUCUUGGUAAAGCAUGAAUCCUGAAUGCAAAAUGUUACAUUUAUUUAGUAGUUGCUUUUACCUGGAGACAGAAUAUUUUACAUUCUAAUCAAGCUCCCAAUUCUAUUAUUGUUUUGUCACCUGCCAUUUUAAUAGCACUCCUUAACCUGUCAGGCAUUGUGAUUAAUUAGUCUGCACAUGCAAGUCCUUUCUAUUUUUCACCUGUCAUAGCAAAGAAAAAUGAUGUGCCUUCACAUACCAUGUUUCCACGGAAUUGCUUGUUCUGAAUAUAAGUUACUGAUGUCAAAUAACACUUAAAGGACAUCUGUCACCUCAGAAAUAUUUUUUAAUUAUUGUUUCAUCAAGUUUUGAAGUGGGGAAGACCAUAGAGACCAUCUAUUUUCAAACACUCUGACCCAAGGUGUGUGUGUAUAUGGCUGAAGGAUUGUCAUAUACUAAAAGUAGGGAUGCUUUUUUUUUUUUUUUUUAAUUAAGUUUAUUUCCUUUUAGUACUUAUUGUAUGAAAAAUAUCUUGAGGUGACUGUUAUCCUCCAAGCACUCUCUUCCUAAAUAAAUGUAUGAUGGCUUUUUUUUUUUUUUUUAAGAUUGUGUGUGGACAUAGAGUCAUAAGCUAUAUAGACGGAUAUUACUUGGAUAUAAUAUAUUUUCUCUAAACCUUAGAUAAUCAAAAUCUUUCCAAUUAAAUUUAUUACAUGUGUUGCAGUGAAUUGGAACUAUGUUUUUUUGAUUUUUUUCGGAUGUUAUUUUGGUGUUCCAAGAUGCGCUCCAUUAAUAUCCUGCAGGUCCGACCUACAUAUUGUUUCCCGCAGGGACAUUGCAGGAUAUAUAUUACAUUUUUAGUUUCACAAUUUAUAUUGGAUUUUAUACUAAACUCUUUCCCUGUUGUGGUGCUUCUGAACCUUUUUACAUUUAAUAAUCUGAGUUCUGUAAGCCUUGCAUUUAUUACAUGAGUGGGGAAACCUUUUCUUCCCUCUAUUGUGUUGUUUCUAUGUGGGUUUCUCAAGGCAUAACUGGGGGCCAAUAUGUUUUUUAAAUUCCUUGCUUUCCUGAAGAUUACUGGUGCUUUUUUUUGGAAGUAUAUUAACAGGUUACCUUAUCAAGUUAAUUCUGAAUAUUGUGCAUCAAGUAUGCACGGUUACAGUCAGUUGUCUAUGCCAAUCAGUCUGGUAAACAAUUUUUUUUUUUUUUUUUAAUUUGCAGAAAUAAACAUGGCUAAAUGAGGCAAAAUUAUGUAAGAUGGCCACACUGAGCCCUAAACAGGUAUUACAUAGUAGUAUUGGUGUUGCUGUAAUUUGUGGAAUUCCCUGCCAUGUAUUUGGUGGUUGGUAUGGAGGCAGAUGCCUGCUCAAAGUAGAACCUAUUGCUGUCUUUCCCCCAUUGAUGGAGUAGCCUUUCAGAGUCAAUAUGAGCUUGUCAAGGCUACGACUUCAUAGACUUCAGAGGUCAGCCUUUCUCAGGUUGGCUGUGAUGCAAAUGAACUAUAAUGCUUAAACAACUAUUGGAAUUUUUAUGUCUGUUUCUUUUUUUCCGUCUUCCCUCACAAAGUCAUUGACGAGACAUUCAGUGCUUUCUAAAUUGGAAGUUGCAUUGUACUAAAGACCAAGUACAGAUUUACGGAGGGCUGAAAGCAGUUAGAUCAUGUUCUUUUCAUGGUGCGAUUAGAUUCAAAUCGAUUUCCCUACAGCCUUCAGCAUUCAAAUGACAAUUUGAACAAAGCUAGGGGCUAGACAAGGGACAAAACGACUGAACUGAAUGUUAAUUACACUCCGCAGCUUUAUUUUCUUUUGAUUUGGAGCUGACUGGCAACUAAAUUAACACAAAGUGUGACCAUAACUGCUGGCCCAUUCAUUUAAAAGGGGAGCAGCCUUUAAAAAGACUAUCUUUACAGAAUAAGAUCUGCUGAUCCCUUGGAGCAAAGGCACAGUUUCGCUUUACAAAAAAUACGAGAGCAAAAAGAAAUACCUGAAAAAAGGGCUGGAUUUAUAAAAGGCAUCUUUUGAAUAUUGAAAGUGACAAAUGACUAUCCUAAGUAAACUUUCAUUAAGCUCCCACUCUUAAGAGAAAAUCUCGACACCCUUGGACUCCUGCCAUGCAUCACAAUUGAGGUUUAAUUGGUAAUCAAGCUUGUUAUGUUUGUGACAUUUCAGUGGGAACUAUCGGGCAGCGCUAAUUGUUUAUUAACAUCUUACAGUAAAAUAUGACAAUUUGUCUCCCAUGUAAAAACUCUAAAUGUUCAACAUAGAAUUUUUUUGGUGCUACGGCUGCAGGCAUGUUAAUGCAGCAAUAGGCAUUUUCUUGUUGUGCAUUGCAGCUGCACUGUUUUUGAUGAGCAAGGAACUGUGCUGUCACUCUGCACCUGCAGAUGCCUUCUCUCUUUACACCUGGCGCCAUGGUUUAUCCCCCGUGAUCUUACACUUUGUCCUUUCCUGCUUCGUUUUAUUAGGAUCUCCUAAUACCCCUUUAAAAACUGCUUUUUUAAAUCAAUUUAUUUUGACAUGUGCUAUAGCUUUAUCAGCUGUAAACAAGACAAGUUUGUUUCUUGGUGGCUUAAGCAAUAUUGUGUAAAAAAAAAAAAAAAGUAUUAUUGUAAACCCCUUAACCCCUUAAGGACCAAACUUCUGGAAUAAAAGGGAAUCAUGACAUGUCACACAUGUCAUGUGUCCUUAAGGGGUUAAGGACACAACUUCUGGAAUAAAAGGGAAUCAUGACGGAAUAUUUCUGUCAUGUGUCCUUAACCCCUUAAGGACACAUGACGUGUGACAUGUCAUGAUUCCCAUUUAUUCCAGAAGGUUGGUCCUUAAGGGGUUAAAGUGCCUAUUUCAUAAGAGGACGCUUUUAUUAGAGCCCCCAUCCCGUUUUAUUAAACAUGCUUCAUCUCUCAGUACGAAAGUACUUUAGUUAUUUAAUAGUGAGUUUUCUCUUAGAGCAACUUUGGCCAAUGCACGUGGAAAGUAUCUAUUUUUUUAUUACUCAUAUAAUUCCAUUAACCCCUUAAGGACAUAUGACAUGUGUGACAUGUCAUGAUUCCCUUUUAUUCCAGAAGUUUGGUCCUUAAUGGGUUAAAGUGAAGCUGUAAUGAAAAAUGGCUCUUACCUGAAAUUGUUCCCAUAUACAUUGAGAUCACCAUAUAUCACAAAGAUGCAUGGUGUGUUUAAUGCCAAAUAUUUUUAUUUACUCACCUUUUCUCCUUUCCAGCUCUGCUUCAUGGGUGUUAACGCUUAGUGUAACAUCCACCUCCGGUCUGUCAUCCGCUCUUCCUGGUCUCUUCUUUGAUUUGCCCUGCUUGGGUCACAUACCCAAGCAGGGCAAUUCUCCUCCUCAGUGAUGUCGACAAACUGACGCCUCUGUCAGCGUACCAGCAUUGGAAUAGAGUGAUAUCAUACCCUCUGUUCCUCAGCAUGCACAGUGGUUGCUAUGGGUGGAGAGCAGAGGGACCUCCUGUGGGAGGUCUUUUCUGAUCUGCCUCGGCAGUCAAUGCCUCAGAGAAAAAUGUUUUUUUUAAAAUAGGGUUUUCUCCUAAUUUAUACAUUUGAUAGCAAAACUGCUAGCACAGUGUAUAGAUAAAAUUGUUUAUGCUCAGUCUAAUGAGCAUAGGUUGUUUUGGUAUGAUAGAUCACCUUUAAUGUCUUUUUGGAUAACUUUGGCAUGCAGAGAUGUGUUUGUCAUCCUGGUAGCAAUUGGAAAAUCAGAUUUCUUUUAACAGUAUUUGCAAAUUGCGGAGUUUUUUUCUAACAAGUAGUUGCGCUGUGGGAAUGUUUCUAAAUGCAGGAUGAUGAUCUCACAGUUUUACUGAGAGAAUGGGUGGAAAAAAAUUAAAACUUGGUGGCCAGAUUACAGGUUUAUUUACGAAGUGAGGAUUUCUGUAAAUGUAAAAAAUGUAAAAAAAAAAUAUAUAAUAAUCUCAUCAUUGUUUUCAGUUUGGCUACUUUGUACUUAAAUGUGAAAUUGACAUAAAUUCUCACCUUAAUAAAUAUCCUUGUUGUAUGCUUUAAUGGGGGAGGAGUAAAUUAGUAGACUUGAGUAUCAUUCGAUAACAUUUAUUAAGAUAAACUAAUGCAGUAAAAAUAUGAUUACAUUUUCAGAAUUCAGAGGAACAUAAAUUCUUACCUUUCAAUUAAAGGCACACUAUAGUUUGCAGAACCUACAGCUUAAUGUAGUGGUUUUGAUGGCUAUAGCAAGUCUCUGCAGUGUUAGAACUGUAAAAACUGCCUUAUUGGAGAAGAAGCAGUGUUUACAUUACUGGUUAGUAACUGCAUAGUGUGGCACUGGCAUUCAGGGUCUCCAUGCAGAUAAACGCUCCCCACAGAGAUGCCUUGAUUCAGUGCAUCUCUAUGAGGAGAUGUUGAUUGGCAUAGCUCAGCGUUUUAGUCUGGGAAAUUUCCUAUGUGAAAGCAUUUGAUUGGCUGAGAUCAUAAAGAGUAAUGAUCCAGUGCCACUAGACACAAAUGCAUUUUGCCCUUUCAAAUGAGAAUUGCAUCCUCAGUAUUUUCUUAGUAUUUUAAUUGUAUGUCUAUAUUUCAUUGUCUUUGGGCUACAGCAAUCGCAAUGAUUUGAGACUUUACAUAAAGUCAACAUUGUUUUUCUGUUUUUCAAUAAAAGCGGGCUUUAGAAGAAGUUUUUUUCAGGGUAUUCUCCCCUUUCUAUAAUACAUUAAUUUCCCUUUAUCCCCACCCCCCAAUUUUGGCUAAUGUAUCACAUUCUAAUGUUUAAAUGCUUGACCAUAAAUCCCUGUUUUGUUUACUAUCGAUGUAAAAUUGACAAGCAAGCAUUAUCUAUCAGUGUUUAGAAUAAUCAAGUGCUGAAACCAUGAGAAAUGAAAGCCCUUUGUUUUUAUGCUAACUUGUAGGUGUUAUUUUAUAAUGUUUUUUUUUUUUUUUUGUAGUUUUACAAAUUUAAACAAAUGUUUUGACAAAUGUUAAACAAGUAAUAAACAUAUGCGUACAACAUUAUUUCCAGAUCCCAACAAACCACAACGGUACAUAUUUCAAUGUAUUCUCGUAUAGUUCAUUUCUCAGUUGGGAUACUCAAUACUCUUUAUUCGAUAAUCCAAUUUUUUCCUGAAGAUGCGAAAAACUACUAAUCCCAGAAAUACCGUAUAGGUUUUGAAUUUUUUUUUACCCUAUCUCUAGCUAGUCAUUUAGAUCUUGAAUAUAAAACUUCAAGACUUCCAAAGGAGCAUUUGAGGAGAAUUGAUUUUGGGAGAAGGUGUAUUUCUUCAUCAAUUUUUAUAGAUUGAAAAAUAUGAGAAAUAAUCAAGUUAUCAAUAUUAAGGUUUUUAAAAAGUUUCUUAUCCACCCAUAUAAGACCAAAAGGGUCAAAAGUACUGCACAAACUCCUUUCAUAUAUAUACCAUGCUUUCACCAUUGAUUUAUUUCCCCAUUCUAAAUAGUGUGAGAACAUUACCGUAUCAUGAGUAUAAAAUCUAUUCGGGAAAGAUAAUCCUCCUUCUGCUAAUCUGGCUGACAACUCUAAGCGCGAUCCAAGGUUUCUUGUUACCCCAAACAUAGAAUAGAAAUAGACUAUGAAAUAGUCUCUAUAUGGGACUCUAUUAGGGGUUAUUUUAAAAAUUUCUUAAAUGGGUUUUUUGUUUUAAGAGCUUAACAUAUCCCAAAAUGUGCUACCUGCAUUGCUAUAUUAUAUAGAGCAUUUUCAUGACAAACCUUUUUUUUUUUUGACUUUUGUGCCCAGUACGGAUCGUAGUAAAUUACUUGAGUACAGUAUGCAUUCUUAAGUUUGUUUGUCUGUUAUAACAAAAUUGAUAUGUUGCUUAUGACCCAAACCCCAUUAUGUUUAUGAUUCCCCCUUUAAAAUAUCUGUGGCUAGAUACAAGCUCCUCCUUUAAUCAGACACUCUAUGCCAAUGCCUGUCUUCAAGAGAACAGCCCCUCCCCCACGCACAAGCCUGCAAACCCCUAAAACACUUUGUGUGACGAGUAUGUCCUUUUUGCUAACUAAAAAAAAAGUGCUGCUUUCAAUAGAAAUAGGCUAUUUUAUAAAUGUAGCAUGGUUACAUCCCUUGGUUUUAAGGCAGAGAACAGGUUGUGUUACCUUCUGGUUAGCUAAGUGGAGCUAAACCCAAGAGGCAGCACAUGUUUUGCAAAGACUUCUCAUUGACUUCUCAUUGAGUUUGAUUGGACAGCCACAGAAAGUCUGGGUGGGGUUAGAAGAGGGCUUGCAAAGGCUGCAGACAAGAGAAAUGCAUGUUUUGAAAGCUGUUUUUAGAUAUACCCCCAAUAAAAAUACAUAAUUAAAUGCAUGCAAGUUUUUUUUUAACCAUAUAUCUACUAAAUAGUGAUUUUUAUUUAUUUUGUAUAUGGGCAGUGGAGUGUACCUUUAAGAAAGAAUGGAGGGGUAUCUUACAUCACUCCCUUCAUCAAGGGGGCUGUACCAAACAUAAGGAAGCCAUCUGUGGCUUCCUAAGCAUGUUCAGUGCUAAAGAGAAGUUUCUGCCUUCAUUCAGACACUAGACAGAACAUUAAGAAGGAUAACAUGCAGUCAUAAAAUUGUUGGGUUCACUUUAAAGUCCUGGAUUGGUCAGAUUCCUGAAAGCACGACAUUCAGAGAAUGUAUGUGCUUGUAUGAUGCAUUACAUAAUUAAAAACCUAAAGGGAUGAAUGGCAAUGAUAGUGUUCCUAUUAAAGUAACUCUUCAAGUACCAUAACUGCUAUGUUUGUGUUGAUUAUUGUGCUUUUAAGCUGUCCCUGCAAAGUUGUGACAUUUUAUGCAUCUUUUGCAAACUCUCCAGCACCAAAGUGUCUCUCCCACAAUUCCUUGCUUUCAUUUGUUGCCCAUCUCAGCGCAUCAGGCCAUGCUACACCAAACAGUGCUGUGUGCGUGCUCACAUGUGAACACACGUAUCUUCGGGAAACUGUCUUCAAUGACACAAGCAGGACAGUGCAUGUUAUCAUUGUACAAGUAUUCAGUUGAUUGAAAUGAGAAGCUAAACUUCCCUGAAUUACAUCUGAUUAGCCCUUAGAGGUAUGUUCGUGAGUUGGAGAACACACUAUAUGCAAACACAUAAAGGAAAACGUAUUCUAGAAAAAUAAAAUAACUAAUUAUUUGCUUUUAUGGGAACUUGGUCUGUGUAUGGCUUUGUUGUGCUGUGUCUCUUGCUUAUUUAUUUUCUUCCCCCUCGUGGUUGAAAUAAUUUCUCUCCUAGUUACUAGUCAACACCAAUACUUAGAGAUUACCACAGACCACCCUGUACCCAGCCACUGUCCUGUUGAUUACAAAACAGCUGCACAGUGAAUUUUAUUUUUUGUCUUCCAGUGAAGAGUAAAAUUCUCUCUCAUUUGUCUUCUAGACACGAAGAUCGAUUGAGAAGUUAUUGGAAUGGGAAAACAAUAGGAUAUACCACAAGGUGAGUACCACAGGGAGCAGCUUUGCAGUGUUGAAGUCUGAAUUGCACAGUAUGGAAACAGAUGCUUUUGUUAGGCUAAAAAUAUGAAAGGUGGAUAAAUGGUCUAAUGUGUGUACGGCACUCUAAUGGAAAGUCAUUUUUCUUCUUUUACGAUCUCUCUCUUCCAGCUGUGCUUGCACUGGCGAUUGAGCAAAAGGAAAUGUGAAACCAACAACAUGAUGGAAUAUGUAAGUUAAAGGCUGUUUUGUGAGUCUCUCUAUUAAAUGAUCAUUUAUUUUGCUUCUGAUCUUAUUCAUUUGGUGAUUAUUAAUCAGUAAAUGUGUCAUGAGCUUAAUCACCCGAAUGGAAGGAUUUUCUACGGUUCCCAGAUGCAUAGGCUCAUGUGCAGGACUGAUUUAUAAAGUUAUGAAGGGCUUGAAUACAAGUCUUCACUGUGUUGUAGAAAAAAAAUAAUAGAUUGUUAAAAUAAAAUAGCCCAAGCAUGCAUUGAAAGGGUGUGAAAUGUGUUUUGUUUUUUUCCUCCCCCUUCUUCUAUAUGAAGUAUAAUCGUAACUUUGGCUGCCCCGCGAUUAGCAUCAUACUCUGUGGCAAUAUCCAAGUUCACUUUCAGUGUUACUCUCUAAGCCAUAAAGAAGAAAAAUUUUCAUGGGGUCAACUGGCAAAACAUAAUGUAACCCAGAGUCUGGUCAACUCUUUUAUUACAAUUAACUGAAAACUUGUUUUAAUAUUUUAUCAUGCAUCAAUGUACAGAGAUCAUUUUUAAUCCUUUUAUUUUAGUUAUAUCUUUAAUGUUUUAAUAAAAAAUAAAUUUUAUAUAAAAUUAUUUAUAUAGAAUAUUUAUUUUAAAAAUGGUGAUAACAUUUGGUUUAGUGUUUACACUGUAGUGACAUAUUAAUUAUAAACUUUUGCUACAAAUGUUUUCCUCAUGUUGGCUUUGUGUUUUUUUGUUUUCUUUUGUUAUUGUUUUUUGUUUUGUUUUUUAUUUGCCAUCAGUGAUCAUAAUACUGAAGCUGUGUGUAAUGGAAAAAAAACAUACCUGAUUUUUCUACUUACCUGUUGAGUCCUGUGACAUAUCCAUAUCCCUCUGUAGACUUGUAUAUACAACUUGUGUUCCUAUUAAAGGACAUAAAUUUUUAUUUUUUUUAAUAGAUCUCUACAUUAUGCAAGUGGCGUUGCUACUAAAUAUGUACAAUUAACAAAAUCUAAAGGAAAACAUUAUAUAUAACCACCUAUUAAACAGUUCUUGGUACAAACCGUUAUGGUGGUGACAUGCUAAGGCUUAACAGAAAGACAAGCCUAUAAACCCUGCUCACCUUCUAGGCAACUACCAUGCUUGAGUGGCAGUGUACCGUAGUUGCUGUGAUUCCUGAAGCAUUAUGUUUAAACUCCUGUCCGCUGUAAUUGGUGGAGCCAUUUUAGUUUAGAGGCAAUGCCCAAUAACCAUUGUCAUUUUGGAUGCAACAGUGUUAGAAUUAAGUACAAAGUUUACCACUCAUGGAAAAUAUGUUCUUCACUUUAAGAAUAAUUGUAGAUAUACUUGUAUACAAGGCUUUUAGGAAAUGCUUUUGUUUUUUACAGACCUAAAGCUGGUUUAUAGUAUUCCAGGAAGACUGUUUAGAUCUAAAAAAAAAUAAAAAAUUACAUUACUCGCUUUACAUGGGUUUAUUUUUUAUCUACAAUUAUUUUCAUUUUUAAACCCAUGAAUCCAAUUUAAUGAUGUAACCUUUUAACCGAAUAUUUACAGUUUUAUGUUGCAUAAUACAAAUAGGUUUGCACUUUAGCCUCUUGUAUUCAUAGCAUGACUGACAUGCAAUUAGGGCUAUCUAUUUACAUGGUUGUUAGCCAGAGGUGCAAAUUUCAAUUGUGUGAUAUUUCCACGAUACACCAAUAUGGGAAGAAAACCAGUUCGCAUAUAGAAAAAUCACAGUCCCUCAAAACAUCCUUGAGCACAAAUUUGAUGCAACAGAGAUUCGACAAGUGCAAAUUCAGCACACUGCAAAGGUGCUUGGUUAUUAUUAUUGCCAUUUAUAUAGCGCCAACAGAUUCAGUAGCGCUUUACAAUAUUAUGAGAGGGGGAAUUUAAUUAUAAAUAGGACAAUUACAAGAAAACUUAAAGGAACGAUAGAUUGAGGAGGACCCUGCUCCAACGAGCUUACAGUCUAUAGGUUAAUAGUAUGUUUGCCAUGCUUUUAUGUUGUAGGCCUUGACAUGUUUAAGGGUAGCCCUGAGUAUAGUUUAUAUUUAUAGCUUUAUGAAUACAUACUGAAAUAUCAACUCAUAGUACACCCCUAAAAUGAAAUUUUACAAAAUUUUAACUGAAAUUUAAUCUGUUUACAUUUUCCAAUUAUUAUAUAAAUUACUCAUGACUUACAAGGGCAUUCCAUUUUUUUUUUUUUUUUUUAACCAAGCAUAACUUUAUUUAAAAUGAAUUGAUUGAUGUAAUACAUGGUGGCUACAGUAAUAUUUGUUUUACAAUGAAUUGUUCUAAGGAAAUUAAAUAUUCAUAGCUGGGGACACUGAAAAGGGCCAUUGACACUUGGUCAUUAAUUAGUCUCUAAAGAGACAUGAUUAGUUGUAAGUUACACUUCCAUUGUUAAGUUACUAUCAAAGGAAUUGUCCCUUGUUUUGAAAUACAAAAGUGUUGAACCGCAUAACUGAUGUAGUCCAUUAAUAAUUAGCCAGGGCCUACGCUAACAGAUUUAGUGACCUCUCAACCAUGUGUUUGUAUGGCUCUUUUCAUACAUGAGUGUUGUUGUUUAUUGCCCUAAAACUCCCACUGUGCUGCAUCAUCUAAUGGACACUAAGCUGAAUAGGUAAUGCUUUGGGGUUUGUUUGAUUUUGAAAUGUUUUUUUGCUUCAAUUUCUCCAUGUUAAGUUUUCUCAUGAGUUGAAUUAGGAAAUAAAUGUGUAUGGUUGACCUGACUGAAAGCUGAUUAAUGUUUUUGUUUCAACAGGUCAUCUUGAUAGAAUUUUUACCAAAGACACCAAUUUUUCGACCAGAUUAGCAUUGUCUUUUUAUUUGUUUCCAAGGACUUGAUCCAGUAUCUCUUAUUUCCAAUGGUGCCUUGCUUGGUGCUUUCCCAGUGGUGAUAUCAUGGUUCUACCGAAUUCUGUGGCUUGCUUUCUUUUAUCUAUUUGUUUUGUUCUUGAAUGAGCUACCAACACCAGGUUCAUUUCAAAGUAUUUUUCCUUUGGAGUUGAGAUGGGACUUUUUUGACACUUUUUUUUUUUUUUUUUAGGAGGACUUUUCUUUUUUUUUUUCUUUCUUCUAAAGCCACACUCUGUUUUUAUUCAAAGGUCAAUUGGUGUUCCAUUUUCUUUUUUGUUUUUCUCAUUUCUUCUUUUUUUAGAGGAACUGUUUUUGUUUAUUUUUUUUGAUGGCCUGUCACGUGUGGAACUACAAUUUCUCCGGUCACAGUUCGGGAGCCAAGAUGUCACUGCACCAUUAGGAAUCUCUAUUUACCCAAGAAGAUCUCCUCCUGUCAGCUGGUUCUGCAGCAGAUCUACUGAACAUGUUGGAACUGAAAGAAAUUCUUCAUUACCCCUAAAAUAUUUAUGGAAAUAUGUGCAUGUUGUGGCGUUUUAAUGAAGCUCAGGACCACACUUUUUUUUAUUUCAUUUAUUUGUUUUUUUUAAUCUUUGUUCAGGAGCAAUGAAUUUCCCAAGUCUUGCUUUAUUUACCGGGUAGUCUACAGGUAGAGGGUUAUUAAUGAUGUCUGAUAUUAAGAAAUAUAUUUCUAAAUCCACUUUGUUUACUCACUGCUGAAUGACAACCAUUUAAAUCAUAUGGAAAAUGUAAGCUAAAUUAAUUAAAACAGACUUGGUUAAAAUAUCUUAAACAUUUUCAAAGACCCUUCCAUACUGCUUCACUGCGUCGUAUAGGUUGCAAUGUUUUCAGCCAUGUGGCUGGUGUGAAGGUGUGGUAAAAUGAAAGGCAGUAUGUUUCUUUAUACUGCAAAUUAAUACUUCCUUUCAGUUUAAAUAUAUUUAGCUUCAGUAACAUACUCCGAGGCGAUGCUUGUAUUUUUUUUUUUUGUCACACUCCUGCUGGGAAAACACCUGAAGACACAUUGGGACACACAAUAGAUUACACAUUUCAUGGAUAUAUUUUAAGGUUUACAUUACUUAGUGUUAUGCACAUAUUCAACCUUAAUGGGGGUCAUGCAAGAUUCACCUUUGUUGUGACAUAUAAACUCACUAGUACUUUAUUUUGUUCAUAUUUGUUCCUAUUAAUUCAUCUUAAAUAGCUAUUACAUUUUUGUUUAACUUGUAAGAAUCUGUAUUCUCUAAAAGAACUAGUUCUAAAAAAAAAAGCAACCUGUGGUAUAUGUGUAGCAUUUUGAAUAUAAAUGCUUUGUUUAAACUGGUAAAAAAAUUUAAAUGUUAAUUACCACUAUAUUAUUUGCUCUCUUAUUAAGUAUAUAUGCCAUUGCUAUUCUUAGCAAUGAUUAGAAGGAUAUUGUAUACAUCAGUGGGUGGGAGAAAUAUACCCAGGGGUUUUGUUUUGCUCUUUUUUUUUUUUUUUUAACUUUAAAAUGAUAAAUUCCAUUUAAGUUGGGAGAACAUAAGGAAGACGAGCUUGUUUUGUUAUUUUUAUGAAAGGAUGCAUAGCCAGUACUAACACAAAGUGGGUGAUAUUGUGUAGAAAUGCAGUUAAUUGCCUCUUUUUGCCUUUUUGUUUAUAAUUUUACACCAGUUUGAAUCCUACAAUGCCUUUUGUUGUUUUAUGUGCAUAGCCAAUGCAGGCAGUGGUAUGCACCAAAGCUGUGAUGGUUAAACAUGGCACUCCAGGGGUUUGAAAACUACAUUGCCCACCAUGCAUAACCAGCCUACAAGCAUCCUGAGUAUGGCGGCGGAAAAUGUAGUACUCCAACAUCUGUGGUGCAAAGGUUCGCUAUCGUUGUACUAUAGCCUUUACGUAAGGAUAAUCAAUCGUACAUUCUCGGAUGUCCAUGUAUGUGGUAGCUGUAUUCUGCUUGGCCUAGUUAUGUUUUGUCAUUAUAUUUGUAUACUAUUAAAAUAUAGAAACCUCAA